Molecule: messenger RNA, 1234 nt
Organism: Neocloeon triangulifer
Lineage: Eukaryota; Metazoa; Arthropoda; Insecta; Ephemeroptera; Baetidae
Product: brachyurin-like
Exons: 9
Coding region: 48-1055 (335 amino acids)
Biological process (GO): proteolysis
Molecular function (GO): serine-type endopeptidase activity
Source: RefSeq, a predicted model, not a curated record
GGAGCACUAAAUAAAAAGCACUUUGUGGAAUCCACAACCAUCCUAGGAUGACUCCCCGUUUGGCCACAGCGAUUUUGAUCGCAAUUCUUUUACAGUUUGUUCUUGCAUCAAAUCGGAAAAACAUUCACACUGAAAAACCGUCAUUGAAUGAAAAUCAAAAUGCGAAACUUGAGCCCUUGUUGGUGGAAAUGGCGACGAAAAACGAAUCGGCGCUGCCGAAACUUGAAACCUCUGAAAACGCUAAUGCGCGGAAAAUGACCGGGUACAUCGUGAACGGGGUGGAAACGACGGCGGCGCAAUUCCCGUACCAGGUGGCGCUGAGCGUGGACGAUAAAAUGUUCUGCGGCGGCUCCCUGAUCGCCGCCGACAGGGUCCUCACGGCCGGCCACUGCUGCCAAGGGUACUCUAGUUGGAUGGCGUACAUGGGCACGACCAAACGGCCGCCGCAGAACGACCCUGGUUCCAUCUCGGUCAAGGGCAAGAAGUGCUUGGUUCACGGCAGCUACAACAGGACCAACUACGUCAACGACGUCGCCGUCCUCUUCCUCGAUCAGCCGCUCGACGAAGCCGUGCUCAAAUCCGGUAAAGUUAAGAUUAUUGAAUUGGCAUCUUCCACUUUCAACGUGACCAAUUUGAUGUGCAACGUCAGUGGAUGGGGUCUGGACAAUGAUUAUGACAAAGGUGGCGACCUUUUGGCAAGAUUGAACUACGUGACCCUGAGGUUGGUGCAGACGUCGGUGUGCGAAGAAUUCUACAGCUUGUUGCUCAACACUUACAAAAUCAUCUGCGCCUGUGGCGAAGGAAAUCGCUCCACCUGUCAAGGCGACAGCGGAGGGCCGUUGGUGUGCCUCAACCCCGUCAGCGGCAGGGUGGUGCAGGUGGGCGUGGUCUCUUUCGGGGGCUCCACGUGCACCGCUAGCUACCCCCUGGGCUUCACGGCGGUGCAGAAUUACCUCGAGUGGAUCGAAAACCCGCAAGUCCACGCACAGCAAUCUGAACCCAAGAGGCAAUCCAAAAACACCAAAAAUCGCAGGAACAAAUUCAACCACUCGUAACAGGCGAAUCAAAAUUCUGAAAUAAAUUAAAUGCAAUUAAGCUCUUCAAAUUUGGCCACAACAAUUUAUAGUUGUAAAUAACUCAAAGGUUUGGAAUGUAUUUGACCAUUUUCAGUGCUACAAAUGUUCUUUUAUCGAUUGAUAUGAAAUAAAUUCUUCUUUUAUAAUUUAAAUAAAAC